AUGGCGAAUCCUCCGCAGGCCACCACUAAACCUCUUCGUAGGUCAGCUAUCAAACCACGAAAGACAUUCAGAGAAUUAUUUCUCCAUCGACUUCCUAACUACAAUGGACCUUACAAUGUUGGAUAUAUGGACAUCGAAGUUCCAGUUCGCGAUCCCCGACCUGUUUCCAAACUUCGAAGAAACGGGAAACCAGUCCUUCGACUGGACACGAUCCUGAUGGGAAUAUACUAUCCGUGUGAUUUACAAACUUCUAGUGGUGCAGAAAAGCCCCACCGCGUCGACUGGAUGCCACGACCAAGAGCUGCAACUGCCAAGGGCUACGCCAAGUAUCUUCAUAUUCCAGCGCUCCCAGUUACGGCCUACCUUGCCUGCACCUCCCUCUUCACAAAGCUGCCUGCAUUUCGAAAUGCCAAACUGGCUGCCCACUGGCCGGAAGACAUAUGCAAUGAUUCUGGUCCAACCGGACGGAAGGCCAGGGAGGACGAGGAAGAUCCUACAAGUCGGCCAAAAUUUCCCGUCAUCAUCUUCAGCCAUGGACUUGGUGGUUCGCGGCUUUGCUACAGCUCAAUUUGUGGAGAGCUUGCGAGCUUCGGAUUCAUUGUGGUAGCGAUAGAACAUCGUGAUGGCAGCGGUGCGAGGACAUAUGUCAGUCUUCCAAGCAAUGUUGAGGCGGCUGCUAUAGAAUCGUCAACGGCCGAAAUACACACAAAUAACGAUGGCAAGGAAAAUGAUGCCAAAGAUAAGAAGGUUCAACGUCAAGGGAAGGAAGGGUCGAAUCCAUACUAUGUUGUCGACUAUAUUCUCCCCAAAGACAAUGCCCAGGACACCUCUCCUCACAACCGCAGAGGUGUUGAUCACACUUUGAGAUCGGCUCAAAUUGAAUUGCGGCAAGAAGAGAUAAAAGAGGCCUUCUAUAUUCUCGAUCUACUCAAUUCUGGUCAUGGAGACGAUAUUGCGUCUCUGAAUCUCCGAAAGAAAGGCAAUGUGGCAUCCAGCUCCGUGGGUCUCAAUGGCGUCAACUGGGAAGACUGGGAAGGCAGUAUGUUUCUAAAUAAUGUCACUAUGAUGGGACACUCGUUCGGAGGUGCGACCACGGUCCAGAUUUGCCGCGAUCAUACGCUGGAAUGGAUAGGUCAGGGAGUUAUUCUGGAUGCCUGGGGUCAAGCAACGCCUCCGGCUGGAGAAAAUCGAAAAGAAAGGAUCGCGAAGCCGCUUAUAUCAAUCUCAUCCGAGGUUUUCAUGCACUGGAAAGACAAUUUUGAUAAAGUCGUCGAAUUUAGUGAUGAAGCGCGUGAAUCUGGGGCAUUGUGCUGGAUGCUCACAAUCGUUGGAUCAACUCAUCUCGCAAUGACUGAUCUCGCCGUGCUUUAUCCUCAAUGGAUGUCAAUACUAAUGAAGUCCAUGGUUAAUCCGACACGGGCAAUCUCUCUCACCAUCACGGCAUCCUUGGAAUUUUUGAAGAUGGUAUUGCCUCCGGAACAGACCAAAUACAACAUGUGGGCGGACGAGCAACUGCUACAAUCUGCAGAGCAACCACCCGAACCCACAGAGCCUCUUCGGACGGACCACGCACCUGAUCACAAAUGGGUUGCUGUUCGCCUCAAGAUACCCAAUGAAUUCUCAGUACGGGUGAAGGCAUGGUUUCGUCGUACUUGGCGGUUCGUUAUUUGUGCUGGGCGUGAGGUGGCCGACCUCGCCCAUGGCUUGCAUGAUUUCGGGGAGCAGGAAGAAAUCUGGACACACAUGUGCCCUACUCACGAAAUGGUGGAAGAAUACAUGAACCAAUUUCGAUGA
Molecule: messenger RNA, 1794 nt
Organism: Trichoderma aggressivum f. europaeum
Lineage: Eukaryota; Fungi; Ascomycota; Sordariomycetes; Hypocreales; Hypocreaceae
Exons: 1
Coding region: 1-1794 (597 amino acids)
Molecular function (GO): 1-alkyl-2-acetylglycerophosphocholine esterase activity
Source: RefSeq, a predicted model, not a curated record